Platichthys flesus (European flounder) is the source of this 2425-nucleotide messenger RNA. It is a transcript of the gene hsf1, whose product is annotated as heat shock transcription factor 1. The record is from RefSeq and is a predicted model, not a curated record. Gene Ontology annotation, molecular function: sequence-specific DNA binding; DNA-binding transcription factor activity. The coding region runs from base 273 to 1850 and encodes 525 amino acids. Lineage: Eukaryota; Metazoa; Chordata; Actinopteri; Pleuronectiformes; Pleuronectidae. The transcript is spliced from 15 exons. Gene Ontology annotation, biological process: regulation of DNA-templated transcription.
CAUCAGGCCGCGACAGGCUUCUCGUUACGCAGUUGUUAGUCUGAUGGGAUUUGUUGGUGUUUGCCUUCGGAGUUUCCGUUAAAAGAACCUUUUACGAGCAGAUCCGCAGAGCCCCGCACAGCCCGCACCACCCGCACAGCCCCGCGGCUCACCGAGGCACAGCUGCUUGUUCUGGAGUUCUGCGUUUGCUCACAGGAUGCUAACAGUUAGCAUCGCUAGCUCAGAUUAACUGCAGUCUUUAAUAGUCCCGGGUGCGUUGGGUUGUUUUCUCCAUGGAGCUUCCCGGAGGAGGAGCGGUGCUGCCCGGUGGGAACGUCCCGGCCUUCCUCACCAAACUGUGGACCCUGGUGGAGGACCCGGACACCGACCCGCUCAUCUGCUGGAGCCCGAGUGGAACCAGCUUCCAUGUUUUUGAUCAGGGUCACUUCUCAAAAGAAGUUCUGCCCAAGUUCUUCAAACACAACAACAUGGCCAGCUUCAUUAGACAGCUGAACAUGUAUGGCUUCCGGAAAGUGGUGCACAUCGAGCACAGUGGUUUAGUGAAACCAGAGAGAGACGACACAGAGUUCCAACAUCCGUUCUUCAUCAAAGGACAAGAACACCUGCUGGAGAACAUCAAACGCAAAGUCACCAACGUGUCCUCGGCAGUGCGUCAGGAGGAAGUGAAGGUCUCCACAGAUGAAGUGAAUAAGAUCCUGACCGACGUCCAGCUGAUGAAGGGAAAACAGGAAACCAUCGACUCUAGGAUCGGUGCCAUGAAACAUGAAAACGAGGCUCUGUGGAGGGAGGUGGCCAGUCUGAGACAGAAACACACUCAGCAACAGAAAGUCGUCAACAAGUUGAUCCAGUUUCUGGUGUCUCUCAUCCAAACCAACAGGAUCCUGGGAGUCAAGAGGAAGAUUCCUCUGAUGCUGAAUGACUCCAGCUCCGCCCACCCCAUGCCUAAGUACAGUCGACAGUUCUCAUUGGAGCACAUGCAGGCUACAGCCAAUCUGUUCUCAGCUGACUCCCCUGUGUCCUCUGGGCCAAUCAUCUCGGAUGUCACAGAGGUGGCCCAACCCAUCUUGGAGGAUGCAGCCACUGACUGGACGGACGCAGGAGAGAACCAAUUCAUUAACAUCAAAGAGGAGCCAGCAAGUCCUGAGGUGGUGGAGGUGUGUCCUGUUCUGGAAGGUGGGGCUUCACCUGUAGACACACCCCUCUCCCCCACCACUUUCAUCAAUUCCAUCCUUCAAGACAAUGAGAUGCAUCCGACCGCCAACACCUCCACCGCCACCGCUUCGCCAGCAGCCAUUGUUCUGGGCUCCUCUGGGCCCCUCCCACCAUCACCAACCGGCCAAUCACCUCCCACCAUUCUCACCUCCAACUCCAGUCCAGGCACUGCUCAGCAGAAAUGUCAGACGCUCGCCUGCAUCGACCGACCCCUCCCCCCUUCCUCUGCAGGUGGAUUCUCUCCAGACGUGUGGCGCUUCGUCUCAUCAACACCUGACAAGUCUGAACUGUUGGACCAUGUGGACACUAUGGAGAACAGUCUAGAAAACCUACAGAACAUCCUCAACACACAAAGCUUCACCUUCGACACCUCGCCCAUCAUCGAGUUUCUCACUUCACCCUGUUCCACUGGAGACUUUGACCUGGACUGUUUGGACAACCUGCUGGCUGAAGACGCUCCGAAAGGAAGUGAUGGAAGCAGCGACACAGGGAAACAGCUGGUGCAGUACUCUGCCACACCUCUGAUGGCGUCAGCUGACCUGCCGUCCCUGCUGGAGCUGGAGUCAGAGCGUUUCCUCACGUCAGACCCGUCCCCUGACGAGCUGCUGAGCCACGCCCACCUGGACUCGAACCUUUGACAUCGUGAGGACACGUGAGGACUCAUCCAUAACCAUGGCAGCAGGACAAUCAGCACUGACUGCAGCAAGAGACAAUGAGGGAGUCCUCAAUCCGCUCGAAGCUUUUUAGAAUGCAGUUGUUAUUGAUCUUUAUUAUUCCUAUAGACCUGCGUCCUCCUCCUCGGCUCUGAUUUUAGCUUUGUUUUUUAUUUUAGCUGUUUGCUGCUUUUAUUAAAAUGUUUGUUUGACGCUCUCAGCGAACCAGGGUCAUGUGUGUACCUGCCCGUCCAAUCAGAAACAGCUCUGAGCUCAGUUGGUGAUGUCACAUGGACAGGUGAGGAAGGAUCAUGGGAUCCAGCUGUUCCGUGUUCUGCAUGUUCAAGUCAGACUUAGUUUGUCUUUGUUUUCAUGUAUAAGAUAUAGAUUCAAUGAGAAGAAUCUGUAUAUUUUUGGAAAAGUUUAUUAUGUAUGAGAACCCCCCCACCCCCCACCCCCUUAAAUCACCUCUGUUACCAUGGAAGCAGAUUGCAGGAUCUGAUGGACCAGAUGUCAGCCAUGUUGUUGUUGAUUGAUCCACAUUAAACAGUUUAUGAGUU